Molecule: messenger RNA, 1440 nt
Organism: Paramecium sonneborni
Lineage: Eukaryota; Ciliophora; Oligohymenophorea; Peniculida; Parameciidae
Source: the annotation of a GenBank genome assembly
AUGUCUCAUAAAUUUGUAAUUGUUGGAGCAGGUCUCUCUGGAUUGAGUAAUGCCUAUUUUAUUAAGCAUUUUUUUCCAAAAGCUUAAAUAACUUUGAUAGAGUAAUCAAAUCGUGUAGGUGGAAUGAUAGUUUCAAAUAAUAGAAAUGGAUUUAUUUGUGAAGAAGGACCAAGAUCAAUUAGAAUGGGGAAAUACAACAGACCACUCUAUCAUAUUCUAAAUAAGACCAAACUUUAUAAAGAAUGUAAGUGAAGCUCAAAUUUAAUUAGUUGUACCCAGUAUUCAAUAACCAUAUAGUUACAUCUAUUGGAAUGGAAAACUAAAUUCAGUUCCUUUGUAAAUGAAUUUAGGAACUCUUUCACAAUUCAUAAAGGAUAAUGGUAGUGGAGAUAUGUUGAAAUUAAUAAAAGCUGGUGCAAAUAUGAUGUUGUUGAAACCAAAUACAGAUAAUCUGGGAGAAUAUUUGGAUUAAGUUUUAGGAAAGGAGCUUACUGAGAAAUAUGCAGAGUCUGUAUUUUAUGGAAUUUAUGGAGAAUCAGUAUAUAAUUUAUCGAAGGGUUUAUGUUACAGUAAGAGUCAUAUGAGAGGAUAUAAAGAACAGGAGAUAUAGAAAGAAUUGAGUUUAGAUAAAGAUUUUGAAUAGAUAAGAGAUGAGAAAUUAAAAGGAGGUAGAAUUAAUAAUAAAUGAAUAGCAAAUAGUUACAGAUUCAAAGAUGGUGUAGAAUCUCUACCAAAGAGAUUACAUACUUAUUUGUAAGAGACAUAUAGUGGAGAAUACGAAGUGAGAUUGAAUUCAAAAGCAAAGAGAAUUGAAAUGAAAACGAAGGAAUUGAUAGUGGAGAAUAGAGAUUAGUAGGAAGAGUAGAGAUUAAAUUAUGAUUAUUUAAUAUUGAAUGCUCCAACACAUUAAUUGUCUUAAAUAAUGACAAAUUCUAAUUUGAAUAAGAUUGGGGAUGUAUUUAGAGGAAUCAAAUGUAAUUCAUUAGUAACUAGGAAUAUAUGUUGGGAUUAAAAGAUAUUACCUUAAAAAGUAUAGAAUAGUUUUUAGUUUUUAAGUUUAAAGGUUUUGGAUAUUUAAUAAAUCCAAAGUAAGAGUAAGUGAUUUUAGGAAUGGUAGCAGAUUCUUUAUCAUUUCCUUCUUAAUAUCCAGAGAAUGCAACUAAUUUAUCUAUUAUGUCAAUUUAUGAUGUUAAUGAUCAUGUAAUCUUAAAUGAAUUAAGCAAACAUUUGGGAGUUUAGAUUCCUGAACCUAAAGAAAUAAUAACUAAAAGUUGGUCUAAAGCAUUUACUAGAUUCUCUCCUGGACAUUAUGAAGAUAUGCUAAAUAUAGAGUCAGAAUUAAAUGGAAAAAAUAUUAUUAUUGGUGCUAACAAUUAUACCUUAGCUAUUCCGGAAUUAGUGUUCCUGUCAUAUAGUAAGAUUAAACAAUUAUAUUUGUGA